Molecule: messenger RNA, 1941 nt
Organism: Cordyceps militaris CM01
Lineage: Eukaryota; Fungi; Ascomycota; Sordariomycetes; Hypocreales; Cordycipitaceae
Product: phosphoenolpyruvate carboxykinase
Exons: 7
Coding region: 1-1941 (646 amino acids)
Biological process (GO): gluconeogenesis
Cellular component (GO): cytosol
Molecular function (GO): ATP binding; phosphoenolpyruvate carboxykinase (ATP) activity
Source: RefSeq, a predicted model, not a curated record
AUGGACCCCGUCGUCAGAACCGCUUCUCCCUAUCCUGAUCCAACAGUCAAAGGCCCUAGAUCUGUUCUUCAAGCUCGCCGUCCGGAUUUGCGCAGAAUGAUUUCCAACAGUGUUAACAAGACCUCCCUCCACCCCGGUGGUGUUCAGCCUCACCGCGAGCACACCGAGCUUGAGGAGGAGCUCCACGAGACCGCUCACAUUGACUACGACCACGUCGCCAUUAUCCACAACCCCUCCGUUGCCGCUCUCUACGAAGAUGCUCUGGUUUACGAGACGGGCUCCGCCAUCACCGACUCCGGUGCUCUGACUGCCUACUCCGGCGCCAAGACUGGCCGCUCUCCCCUCGACAAGCGAAUUGUCCAGGAGGACUCGUCAAAAGAUGACAUUUGGUGGGGACCCGUCAACAAGCCCAUGACUCCCGAGCCUAGCUCCAGCCCGGCCCAUGCGGGCAGUUCGCUGCACCUCUGCGCCGCAUUCUACCUUUGCGCCGCCGGCCUUGCAUCUGAGACUGGCUCAAGAGAGCCGCAUCCUCAGCUCUGCGAACCCGUUCCCAACCUGUCGCGGCCUUGGUGCCUUGCCCUGCUUUGGGAAUACCUUGUCUGGAAAAUCAACCGCGAACGUGCCGUCGACUACCUCAACACCCGCAACCGCAUCUACGUCGUCGACGGUUAUGCUGGCUGGGAUAUCAAGUACCGCAUCAAGGUCCGCGUCAUCUGCGCCCGUGCCUACCAUGCUCUCUUCAUGCGCAACAUGUUGAUCCGCCCUCCUCGUGAGGAGCUCGAGGGAUUCCACCCCGACUACACAAUCUACAACGCUGGUACCUUCCCUGCCAACCGUUACACCGAAGGCAUGACCUCUGCCACCUCGGUCGCCAUCAACUUCGCUGCCAAGGAGAUGGUCAUCCUCGGUACCGAGUACGCCGGCGAAAUGAAGAAAGGAGUAUUCACCGUCCUCUUCUACGAAAUGCCCAUCAAGCACAACGUCCUCACCCUGCACUCCUCCGCCAACGAGGGCAAGGGCGGUGAUGUCACCCUCUUCUUUGGUCUCUCUGGUACCGGCAAGACCACCCUGUCUGCCGACCCCAACCGUGCUCUGAUCGGUGACGAUGAGCACUGCUGGAGUGACAACGGUGUCUUCAACAUUGAGGGUGGCUGCUACGCCAAGUGCAUUGGUCUCUCUGCUGAGAAGGAGCCCGAUAUUUACGGCGCCAUCCGCUACGGCUCCGUCCUCGAAAACGUCGUCUUCGACCCCAGCACCCGUGCCGUCGACUACGACGACAGCACCCUCACCGAGAACACCCGCUGCGCCUACCCCAUCGAGUACAUCUCCAACGCCAAGAUUCCUUGCCUCUCCACCAACAUGCCCACCAACAUUAUCCUCUUGACUUGCGAUGCCCGCGGUGUCCUGCCUCCCAUCUCCAAGCUCGACCGCAACCAGACCAUGUUCCACUUCAUCUCUGGUUACACCUCCAAGAUGGCCGGCACUGAGGACGGUGUCACCGAACCCCAGGCCACCUUCUCGUCGUGCUUCGCCCAGCCUUUCCUGGCCCUGCACCCCAUGCGCUACGCCAAGAUGUUGGCUGACCGCAUCGAGGCCAACAACGCCAACGCCUGGCUCCUCAACACCGGCUGGGUUGGCGCCGGUUUCUCCCAGGGUGGCAAGCGCUGCCCCCUCAAGUACACCCGUGCCAUCCUCGACGCCAUCCACAGCGGCGAGCUCGCCAAGGUUCAAUUCGAGAACUACGACAUCUUCAACCUGCAGGUCCCCACCACCUGCCCCAACGUCCCGGACGACAUGCUCAACCCCAAGAAGGCUUGGACCGCUGGCGCCGAAAGCUUCGAGGCCGAGGUCAAGAAGCUUGGCGGUCUCUUCAACGAGAACUUCAAGAAGUACGAGAGCGAGGCCACUCCCGAGGUUAUCAAGGCCGGUCCGUCGGUCUAG